ACAUAUUGCAAACAUGAAGUAUGCUUUUAUAUUUCACAACUUUAUAAAACUUACUUUGUAAAGAUAAACAUAGGUAUACCAAUCCCUUGAAUAUUUUGUCAAUUCUGAAGUCCGUAACAUGUUAAUCGUAAAAAUACGCAGUAUUAUAAUAACAUUUGAUCGCAAUAACAUACGAGUAUUUCAAUCGUUUAUCCAUAAAACUGUUUUCAUUUGAAAUUCUUCAGAUGAAGCUAUGCUUUAGUGACGUAAUGACAUCCCUUUGAGCGUAUGCAAACAAUAGGUGGAAAUAGAAUAAUAGCGUAUUCUUUGACAUCAUUGGAUGUGAAUGAAAACAUUGUUCUAAAUGUAUGUGGCCAGUUGUAUUUCCGAACCAGUCAGCAGACACACUGCGCGCGCGCUGAACCGAGACAAUACCGUUUGUCUUCAAAUAGUGUUUAAUAAAAGUGAAAGAAAACUUGUUUUUUAACAACAAAUAAUUACUUGCAAACAGUUUAAUUUGAUCCAAGUGUUCAACAGAAGAAUUCAAUAAGUGUUUGUUCUGGAUAUCAAUACAGGCUGAUCCUAACAUGAAGACUUACAAGGUAACAUUUACUUAAAACUAAUUAGAAAUCCUAAUCAUGACUUUAGUUUGGACUUAAUGAAGUAUACAUUUUCAGGUUUUAACAAUAAUCACAUUUUCAUUACUUACGGUAUGUGCAACGAAUAAGAAAAUGCUAAAGCCUAAACAGGAACGAGGUGAACCAAGAUUUAUUAGACACGAUAUUCCUAUGAACUUUAAACGAGGCCAUAAUUAUCCCAGUACUGUUAGUCCGAUAGAACCGGCAGAACUUGUAGCGAGCCCUUACCAGAAUCUGCAGUACGCACCUCUUCAUGGACGACUCAAUCAUAGAAAUAAAAAUGCAGCCGCGGAAUAUACAAAAGUUACGCCUACUCUGAGUGCCGCACCCUUGGGACCAACUGAACCAUUUCAAUCAAACGUCAGAAGUUCGUAUGCUAAGGCCCAUUUGGAGCCACGUAUUGUAUCAGGUCAACUUUCGGAUACAAUGAAAUGCUACAAUCCAGGAUAUAAUAUGGAUAUAUUUUCUUCUGUCAGCCGAAGUCCAGGCCACAAUGCUGUAUAUAGAGACUUGACAGGAAUAAUUCCGAGCGACAAAUUCAAGGAGGACUAUCUGAUACCCAAACCUUUCGGAUACCCAAAUGCUUAUCCUUUGACUACGACAAUGAUGCCUUUUGAUCUCCCUGAGACUGUGGCCAAGCCCUUCAGUAUACCCAGCCAGCAUUACGUUCUAAAUCCAAAUAUAUUGGAUACAGGGUCAGAAGUAGAAAAAAUAAAGCGUCAAUAUUCACCGUUCGCAAAGCUUCACAGAUUACACCUUAACAUUGCCAGAGUGUACAGUCCUGGACAAACACCUCCCAAGUCUCCAGCAUUUGCUGACACUUACUCACUUAACUUUGGCAGACUACCGGUCCAUUCACAAGCAUACAUCCCACCAGUUUUUCAAGCUUUACCAGUUCAGAAAACUUUGCUAUUUCCAAUCAAGAACAACCAAAAAAUCUUUCAUGUCCGAAUGGCAGAAAACAUUCCAUAGACAAGAUUGUAAAUAUGUAUUAUGUAUAAUACGAGUAUCUGUUACUUAUAUAUUAUGAGUUACUGUUAUUUAUAUAAUUAUAUCGAUCAUCAUUGCUGAUGAAAGCUGAGAUAUGUUUGGUGAUCAUUAGAAUUGCGGAAUCGAUAUUUUAAUUUAGCCUGCCAGGCCACAUUUCCAGCCUAAAAAAAUAGUCUAGUGUAUCGUACGAUUUAUUUAUUUGCAUUACAACGACAGACACUACAACAAAGUUGUGAUUUAAUAUUUUUAUACAUCGUUUGUACAAAGUUUAAUAAGUAGAUAUUUUUUUAAUAUUACUUUCUAUUUAAAGGAACUUUUGUAUUUCAUUUUACAUAUUUUUUGUGAUGACUAAUUAUAUCAGUUUAGAUUCGGCUUUAGAUUCGGUUUCUAUCAUCGACUGAUGACCGACGUCAUUUGAUGAUGCAAACCUGUAUUGUUGGCUGGAGUUUGAUUAUUAUCAACUAAUGUGAUUGAUGUUGAUACUUGUGAUGAACAAACAUCUAUUGGAAUCGUGCGCGCCAAAUGAACAGUGAAAUCUUGGGAAAUCUCGCAAACUGGUAAAACCUCACAACCUCACAUCAAUCUCUCCGUUGUAUUGCGAUUGGAGAUUGAAAUUUGAAAUAACUUAAUGCCAAAUCUCAAUCUCAGACAUCAAAUCGACAGAUAGAAUAUUGGGUACACUCGUAAUUCGAAUGAUGUCAGAUUCAACGUUGGCUUACCUACAGUUGCCGAUUUAUGUAUUUAGAUGUAGUGUAUGUUGAAAUCCCGGGUCGGGUCGAAAUCGCUUUGUGGGGUUUCUAAAACAUUCACAAAGAAGCCCGUAGUUGGAAGUUGGUGAUUGAUUCACCCGUGCAUCGGAGAGCACGUUAAUGUCGGUCCUGCGCCUGAUCUCUCUCCGAUCCCAUCGGGCUAUGAGAAUAAAGGAAUAGUGAGUGCACUUGUGUUUGCGCAAAUGCUCGUGCACUAUAAUUUGUCCUGCGCAGCUGGCUGAUCUCGUUAUAUGAGAACUGCCGCCGUGGUCGAAAUCGACCGUGGACGCCAUUAUUAUGUUGAAAUAUAAAAAUAAAAUCUUAGGCGCGUUCGGCUACGAUAGAUGUGCGUUCCCCAUUACUCCUUGUUUGUAAAUAGGGUAAUAAUAUUUCUAUUCUGCACAGAAAUGGGUAUGUAAAUAAUUAAAGUGGAUUGGGAGGGUGUAUAGUUUAUAAUUGAAAUAUGAAAAUAUUAUACAGAACACUAUUCUGAUGUCAGUUUAAUAUUUUCUGUUAGGCAGCGGAGUUUUCUAGUGAAUAUUUUAUGAACUUGGCUAGACAAUAAUAAUGUACUUAAUUACUUUUAGUAUAUAAGGUUUCAGAUAUUUUAAGAUAAUAAUUUAUGGGUUUGUAAAUAAGUCACCUGAAAUAGUUUUUUUAAGAAAUUUCCAAAUAUAUUUUUUAUGCACAUUGACUCAAAACACACGUACUAAGUUACUGUGUUUUCUGAUUCAUGCUUUAAUAAUUGAAUUGCGUUGUUGCUUUUUAAGGAUUGGGUUAAAGUUUUGUUAUGUUUUACGAGUACCAAAAUAAUAACCAACCAAAAAGAA
Molecule: messenger RNA, 3186 nt
Organism: Helicoverpa armigera (cotton bollworm)
Lineage: Eukaryota; Metazoa; Arthropoda; Insecta; Lepidoptera; Noctuidae
Exons: 3
Coding region: 711-1589 (292 amino acids)
Source: RefSeq, a predicted model, not a curated record